AUGGCUGAAAGAGAUCGAGAAACUGCAACGGCUGAGCAAAUCGCAAACAAUGGCAAUGAUAUCGAGAAAUCAUCGUCCAACGAGGAGGUGCCGGCAUCAAACAACGGACCGCCGCCAGCUCACCAAGAACAAUUCUCGGUCUUCACAGUCAAUCAAAAAAGAGCCAUUGUUUCGCUAGGGUCGCUGGCGGCUUUCUUUUCGCCGUUGUCCUCGAGCAUCUACUUUCCUGCGUUAGAUACGAUUGCUAAAGCAUUGGGCGUUUCCAUCAGCCAGAUUGACCUUACAGUUACCACAUACUUGAUUAUGCAAGGCAUUGCGCCCACGCUCAUAGCUGGUUUCUCGGACCGUGCAGGACGACGACCAGCGUAUUUCAUCUGCUUUACUAUUUAUAUCGCAGCCAAUCUUGGCCUGUCCCUCCAGAACAGCUAUGCAGCUUUGAUGGUCUUGCGGUGUCUUCAGAGCGGGGGUAGUAGUGGCACUGUCGCGCUGGCCAACGGUCUCGUAGGAGACAUGAUUACCUCUGCGGAACGAGGCAGUUAUAUUGCCUUUGCAUCACUGGGCAGCAUGUUAGGACCCUCGCUGUCUCCCAUUAUCGGCGGUAUCCUCAGCCAAUACCUAAACUGGCACUGGCUGUUCUGGUUUCUUCUCAUCUUCAGCGGCACCUUCUUCAUUGUCCUGCUGCUUUUCCUACCGGAGACAUGUCGGAAGAUUGUCGGCGAUGGUUCUAUUCCUCCUCCGCCAUUAAACACUUCGUUAACGGAUGUCAUCCGGCAUCGCCGACGAGAGAGACAAGGCAUCCAAGUGGACCAAGAGAAGCUCGUAGAGCUUCGCAAAAACUACCGUUUUCGAUUUCCAUCGCCAGUUCCCACACUGCGUGUGAUCAUGGACCUUGAAACAUCAGUCAUACUACUUACAACGGGCUUGCUUUUUGCCGUGUUUUAUGCCGUGAUGACAGGCGCCACGAGCUCUUUCCAGAAUAUCUAUGAAUUCAACGACAUUCAGACCGGUUUGAUGUACCUUCCAAUCGGUGCUGGCGGGGUUGUAUCUGCCUUCACCACGGGGCGUAUUGUAGACUGGAACUUCCGGCGCCACGCAAAGCGCGCAGGUCUCACCGUCGUCAAGAAUGUGAGGCAAGAUAUUACCAAUUUCAACAUCGAACGUGUGAGACUGGAGGUCGCCCUGCCGCUCUAUUAUUUCAGUAACGUGAUGGUACUGAUAUAUGGCUGGCUGAUGGAGCGCAAGGUCAAUCUGGCAGCCCCAAUCAUCCUUCUCUUCUUCAACGGCUGGGCUCUUAUGGCGACAUCUCAGGUUCUGAAUGCUUUGAUGGUUGAUCUCUGGCCUGGAAACUCUGCAGCUGCGACGGCUGCGAAUAAUCUUUUUCGUUGCGAGUUGGGUGCGGCCGCAUCAGCAGCCAUAACACCCAUGACCAACGCGAUGGGCACUGGCUGGGCUUAUACAACCUUGACUCUGAUCUCGGUUGCUGCAUCGCCGUCGUUUCUGGUUAUAAUGAAACAUGGAAUUAAAUGGCGACAGAACAGAUGGCGCAAACAAAAUGCUGCUAAAAAUUGA
Molecule: messenger RNA, 1569 nt
Organism: Talaromyces atroroseus
Lineage: Eukaryota; Fungi; Ascomycota; Eurotiomycetes; Eurotiales; Trichocomaceae
Exons: 2
Coding region: 1-1569 (522 amino acids)
Biological process (GO): transmembrane transport
Molecular function (GO): transmembrane transporter activity
Source: RefSeq, a predicted model, not a curated record